AUGGACAAGAGUCAGAAUCACCAGCUCCAGCAGCCGCUCUCGUUACAGUCGACGGCCUCGUCGCCGUCGGCCGACGCCUCUCCACAGGAUGUGCUUGCCGAGGCUCGCAAGAACCUCCAGGUCUUGAUCGAUUCUGGCUUCUCCAAGGACAUGCUCCAUCAAUGGGUUGACGAUAGCCUGUCGCUACAGCAUUCUGGUUUACCAACUUCAACACUCGCUUCAAGUCUGUCGCUACCAGCAACUCCAACGAUAACAUCUCCAACAACGUCACUCGCUCCCCAGCGUGAUCCCCCACCGCCUCCUCCUCAAUGCCCCCCGCCACCACCUCCAUCUACCGUUCCUUCCAGCCGAACGCCAGCGCCCCCCAUGAUAGCCUCCUCGACGCCGUCCAGCAUUGCCUCUGGCGAAAUCAAGGCGGAAUCCUUGGCCGACGACAUGUCCCGAAACUGGUCUUCCGCGCCCACGCUUGCCUCCAACACGAGAACGAUAAUGACGAACCUGGACCAGUCGACCGGGUCUCACCUGGCCAACAUUGAACCUCACAUCUUCUUCGCUGCCCCCUCCCCAGCGUUUUCUCACCGGCCCAGGAUUUCGAUUUCUUCUGUCAGCUCCGGUUCCUCAGGACAUGCAUCAAUCUGGUCAACCAACUCGGCCCACUCGGCAUUGUCAUGGCAAUCUGGUGCAUCUGGGCGAUCCGCCUGCCCAAUGCCAUUGGCGCCUCCGCACGUCAACAUGGGAAUGAUGCAUGGCGGCCCAGUCUCGCCCCUCAACGGCGGGAGUGCAGGCAGCGGUAGCAGUGGCAGCGUCAACAAGCAAAACAUUUACUGGUGUACGUCCUGUGAGACUAGCUUCAAGCGAAAGUAUGACUGGAAGAGACACGAAGACGAGUUUCAUGAACGGUGGAGAAAAUACCCCUGUCCGGAACCGGGCUGCAACAGGAGCUUCUGGGGAUCAAACUCUUUCAACCAACAUCACAAGCAGUGCCACGGCUGCAAGACUUGCCCCCACGCCGAAAAGGUAGUCAAGUUUCUGCGCAAACGCAAGUACUGGGCGUGCGGCUUUUGUUCUGCCCUGCAUCCCGCCAGGGAACGGCACGUCGAACAUGUUGCCCGCCACUUCGAAUCUGGACUGUCCAAGGGUGACUGGAUGCACUCUCGGGUCAUCUAUGGCCUUCUUCACCAGCCGCUCAUUCGCGAAGCCUGGGAUACCGUUGUGGACGGGAAGCGAUCCGACUAUGAUGGCAGGCGGCCUCAGUUUAGUUGGCAUCCAAGCAAGACGGGUCGAGCUCAGGGCUUUCUAGAGAAGGAGAGCCCCGGCCAGCUUCAGGAUCUCCUCGAGUUCUUUUCCGGGGACGAGAGCGAGGCGAAUUGGGUCGUUGGCAUCGCCUACGAACUGGCGGAUAUUGUCAUGGGCGCACCUCCCGCUCCCACUCCUCCGCCGCCACCGUUUGCCAGCGGCACGGCUUCCAUGGUACCUCCUCAGCAGCGCCCUCCGCCCUUCGUCGCUCUUGCCUCGGCGGCCCAUCAACCGACACCAAUGCUGCAACCGACGAGCCCCAGUAACCAGAAUGCCUUUGCUCCGUCUUUUCAACAAGGCGCUGUGUUCCUUCCCUCGCAACCGUUUGCCCCGGCUAACCGACCUUCUCCCGACUCCUCCAACCAAUCCCCUCUGGCUACAUCGCAGUCCCCUCUGGGGCCCGGUAGCUCGCCAAUGGAGGGGCACGCUCGUGAUAUGCGGCAGUCAACCUCAAACUCGAGCCAAUCUAUCAGGGACUCCAUGAUGGAGUACGAAUAUUCCACAGCGGGCGGUUCAUACGAUGGCUGGCCACCUAAUUUCGCGAGCCCUGUGUCGAGCAGUCCGGCAUCGCAACAUCACGCUCCCCCUGCCCCCCCUGACUGGAAUGUAAUACAGUACUUCGGCAAUGACACACAAGCGGCAUCUGCAGGAAACAACAGCAACUGCUGA
Metarhizium album ARSEF 1941 is the source of this 1965-nucleotide messenger RNA. Its product is annotated as Zinc finger, C2H2-like protein. The coding region runs from base 1 to 1965 and encodes 654 amino acids. The record is from RefSeq and is a predicted model, not a curated record. Gene Ontology annotation, cellular component: nucleus. The transcript has a single exon. NCBI's taxonomy places the organism in Eukaryota, Fungi, Ascomycota, Sordariomycetes, Hypocreales, Clavicipitaceae. Gene Ontology annotation, biological process: regulation of transcription by RNA polymerase II.